Blepharisma stoltei is the source of this 294-nucleotide messenger RNA. NCBI's taxonomy places the organism in Eukaryota, Ciliophora, Heterotrichea, Heterotrichida, Blepharismidae. The record is from the annotation of a GenBank genome assembly.
AUGUUUAUCCAACUUAAUAAAUGCCAUUCUGCACUCAAUGUUAAACUGCAUACAGAAUUUUAUUGCUGCAAAUGCUAUGAAUUUGAUGAAGGAAAUCAAGGGAUUGCCAUUUUACUAUUUCAGACGCAAGCUCCCAUGAUCCCGCCUCCAAUAGCUCUUGAAAAAUGGCAAGCUCAGCUUUUACCUCAAUUUUCUAUAGACACUAUUUUUCAAGACUCUAAUUCUUCAAAUCCGUUAAUUGUGAGAUCUUACACAAAUCAACCAAAGAUAGUCCUGCGGAGUCAAUUUAAUUAA